This is a messenger RNA of Cucurbita pepo subsp. pepo (vegetable marrow), 1774 nucleotides long. NCBI's taxonomy places the organism in Eukaryota, Viridiplantae, Streptophyta, Magnoliopsida, Cucurbitales, Cucurbitaceae. The record is from RefSeq and is a predicted model, not a curated record.
CAAUGUUGCAGCCUACAUGGGCCUUGAUGGGAAUGGUAAAGAUGGGAGCUUUCUUAAUCAAAAUCUUGACCCAUUUCCUUGGAGGUUUCUGUUUGUCAUAUAGAGGAAAAAUGGAAAAAUUCACCAAAAAUUUCACUAUUAUUUCACCCCUUUCUGUCUCUCUCUCUCUCUCCUCAGUUUCUCUCUCUUCCAUUUGGAGUAAGAUGAGAAAAAGCUUCCUUUAAGCCUCAAAACUGAAGUGGGGUCUUUUGAUUAACUGUUGAUUACCCUAUCAAUUCCAAAGAGGUUUGGAUUGAUUGAAAUUAUUCUGAAACCUUCCAUCCAUCUGCUGCUAACUUCUGCAACAAAACCAGUGGAGGAUUCUCUGCUAUUAUAUCAUCCAACCAUUCUCUAUCCUUCGUUUUUUCACUGUUUUUUAUCCAAAAAGUGGAUACCCAUUUGAAGAUUUGGGCAUAUGAACAAUUGGAGAGGAGGAGGUACAAAUUGAAACAAGUGUGUGUGUGUGUGUGUGUGUGUGUGUGUGUGUGUGUGUGUGUGUGUGUGUGUUGUGUGUUUAUGGAUUGGGGUUGGAGAAAAUUUUCUGGGGAAAGAGUCACUUUCCAGGAAAACAAACAGAAUCCCACAAGUUUUUCUGACUCGAUUGGAUCAAAUAAUGAAGAAGAACCGAUUCUCAAGGGUUCGAGUCAAGAAAGUUCUACCUCUCAUGGAUCCUCCAAGAGGACUCGAUUGCUUCAUGCGAGCCAGAACCAGACAUGUUUGGUGGAUGGCUGUGACUCUGACUUGAGCAAUUGCAAGGAGUAUCAUCGUCGUCAUAGGGUCUGCGAUUUGCACUCCAAAACCCCUGUUGUGAUGGUCAAAGGCGAGGAGAAACGAUUCUGUCAACAGUGCAGCAGAUUUCAUUCGCUUGGUGAGUUUGAUGAGGUUAAGAGAAGCUGUAGAAAGAGGCUUGAUGGACACAAUCGGCGUAGGAGGAAGCCUCAGCCUGAAUCCUUGUUCAUCAGUUCAAGGGAUUUUCUGUCAAAUUGCAAAGGUCCAAUUGUGCUGCAAUUCAGCGAUCAACAAGUUCAUGUUCCUGAUGAACUUGGUAGGAGUUUAUGGCCUAUGAGAACUGAAGAAAACUCAUCUUUGGUUCCAUCAAAUUCCUCUGGUUUCUUCAGUUUUGGAGGAGGAGACAACAAACAGCUGCCAUUUUUGCAGCCUAAGAAUGGCUCAAAGCAAGGAAAGCAUAUGGUUUCUUCUCAGUUUUGUUUCAAUCAGCAACUUCCUGAUGCAAUCUCUCAGGUGAGUGAGGGGGACAGCCAGAAAACGGUGCCUCCGAAUAACUCGCCCGAGGAUUCGGGUUGUGCUCUCUAUCUUCUGUCAUCGCACCCUGUGCAAGCUCUCCCAGAGGCUGGCUUGAGCUCUUUGGUUCAGUCCCAUCUGAGUCUUCCAGUCCAAACUCAAGAGGAGACUGAGCUGAAUUUCAGUAGUCUAAGUGAUUUCUCUGAGUCCUUUGGUUCAAAGGACAAGGCUGUUAGUAAAACCAAUGUUCAUCAUAGUGAGUUGGGGCUUGAAAUGGAGGAGGAAUCUAAUGGCUUGUUUCCCAUUUCUUGGGAGUAGUUUAAGCUUUGUCUGUUUGUUUUUUCUUUUUAUUUAUGGCUUUAAUGCAAGACUUCUUUUGAAUAUGAAGUUCUUUGUUUCUGUGAUUGUAGACAGCAAAGGGGCCUAUUUUGCUGGUUGUUUUGUGACCUUUGACAUAAAAAGGAAUAGACUACUACUUUGACAUCGUCAUUUA